This is a messenger RNA of Pollicipes pollicipes, 615 nucleotides long. Its product is annotated as RNA helicase Mov10l1. NCBI's taxonomy places the organism in Eukaryota, Metazoa, Arthropoda, Thecostraca, Pollicipedomorpha, Pollicipedidae. The record is from RefSeq and is a predicted model, not a curated record. The transcript has 5 exons. Bases 1 to 615 code for a protein of 204 amino acids.
AUGAGAAUUGGCGACGUGUGGUUCGAGGCGGCGGCCGUGCGCGGCGGCAGGCUGCCCGAGGUGGGCGAGCUGGUGCGCGGCCAGUCGCGGCGCAGGGACGCCGGCCACGCCUGGCUCGCCGUUCACGUGGAGCCCGUCAGUGACGAGUGGGAGCGGGACACCGGCCAUGCGCCGGCCGAGAACCGGCUGGUGGGCCAGCUGCGCCGCUUCGACGCCGGCGUGCUGGUGCUGGCCGACCGCGACCUGGAGUACCGGCUGCACCAGGGCUGCGCCGAGAUCGACUUCGUGCCUAUGGAAGGCGACUGGCUGGAGGUGGAGAGCAGCGAGCCGAUCCCGCUGGAGGUGACGGCCGAGGCGUGCGUCCAGGUGCGCCCGCUGCGCCGCUGGCAGCUCGACGGAGAGGUGACGCUCGUCGCUCACGAGCCGCCCGUCUUCGGGCUCGUCGAUAACCAGGUGUACUUCCACGCGUCGGCCUGGCAGCUGCCGUACCUGCCGCGGCGCGGGGACCGCGUGCGCUGCUCGGCCGUCGAGAGCUCGCAGACGACGCCGCGCGGCGUUACGCUCAACUGGCGCGCUGUCCGUGUGGCGGCGCUGGAGGCAUCGGCCGCUGGCUGA